Molecule: messenger RNA, 535 nt
Organism: Microplitis mediator
Lineage: Eukaryota; Metazoa; Arthropoda; Insecta; Hymenoptera; Braconidae
Product: chymotrypsin inhibitor-like
Exons: 3
Coding region: 104-370 (88 amino acids)
Source: RefSeq, a predicted model, not a curated record
AUAGGAAAAAAAUAAAGUUAUAUAAGCAAAUGAAUUCCAAUAUUGUUAUCAUAUCGUGCAAGACUUGAUUGCAAGUCAAUACGGAAAAUAUUUAGCUAUCGCAAUGUCGCAAUUCUUAUUAGUCAAAGUAUUUUUCAUUUGCUCUGUAUACGCCGUUUAUGCAAGGCCUGAGAAUUGCACUGAGGACUGUGGCGAAAAUGCAUUUUGCAAUCCGUGUGGAGAUGCUUGUGAGAUUUUUUGUUCAGACAAACAAGGAAAACCUUGUCCACGAAUUUGUAAACUUCCGGCUUGUCAAUGUGAAGAAAAUUUUGUAAGAGAUAACGCUACUAAAAAGUGUGUCCCUCGUGAAAAGUGUUCUGAGAAUAAUUAGUACAAUUUAAAUAAAUAAAAAAAAUUUAUUUAUCAGUUCUUUAUUUUCAAAGAUUGUCGUCUACGAAAGAAAUGUCUGUACCGCAAUGUAUCAAACAAUUCGGUAUUGAGUCUGUAUAAUUGAAAGUAUAAAUAAAUAAUUAUUGCAAUAUAAAAAAAUAAAAAA